AAUCUCCAUAUCAAGCAGAUGAAAGACUGAGAGAGCGAGAAUGGGCGUAGAAAAUCUGCAGAAAUGGACUCCGCUCAUCAAAGAAGCUUUUCUUCAAUCUUUCCGUGUUGCCAAAUUCUUCUGCGCAAUUCACAUCACCAACACCUAUGUUUGUACCUUCGCUCUGACCAGAGGGCCCAGUAUGCUCCCGACGUUCAAUUUGACCGGAGAUUUUGUCUUGGCGGAACGGCUGUCGACCCGGUUCGGCAAAGUAGUGCCCGGAGAUGUGGUCCUGGUUCGGAGCCCCGAAAACCCGAGGAAGAUUAUCAACAAGCGAGUGGUGGGCAUCGCUGGUGAUACUGUUAAAUUUGUUGCGGACCCGAAGAAUAGCGAGAAAGAGGACACUAUUGUGGUACCAAAAGGGCAUGUUUGGAUAGAAGGAGAUUUCAAGUAUAAUACUACUGAUUCAAGGAAAUUUGGGCCAGUUCCAUAUGGACUUAUUCAGGGCAGAAUCAUUUGGAUUGUCUGGCCUCUGGAGGAUUUUGGAUCUGUGGGAAGAGAAGUAAAGUAAUUUGAUUUCAGAAGUGCUACUAGUAAAGGUUGAGUCUUUUACACAAUUCCUAGAAGUCUCGACACAAAUGAUUUGUUGCUGCAGAGGCGCAAGCCAAGUAACUCUCUAGACAUUCGCUGCUCAGAUUGCUCGUUUGCUAGCGAGUUGUGUGUGCUAUUUUGAGAAGCUGGAGUAGUUUAUCUUGCACCAUCUUUUCCAAAUGAAACCGUUUCAUAUAACAGGGUAUGAUUUUAGGGCUUUGAAAGUGGUGAAAAGACACAAGUUUGUGGAAAGCUGCCUGCACUAAUUGCAUCUUCCCAGAAUUACAACUUUUCUGAAAAUUACUGUUGCAGAAAGUUUAUUCUCCAUUUUGUUGCUUUUUCUUCUUAUUUAAUGCCCUUUAGGUUGCAAAAUCUCUCAUCUAUCCCUGUUAACAGUUUAGACAUUUGUUACAGUCUUCACACCUGUUAAUAAAAGUACUUUGAUUUAAGCA
Ipomoea triloba (trilobed morning glory) is the source of this 1022-nucleotide messenger RNA. Its product is annotated as mitochondrial inner membrane protease subunit 1-like. NCBI's taxonomy places the organism in Eukaryota, Viridiplantae, Streptophyta, Magnoliopsida, Solanales, Convolvulaceae. Gene Ontology annotation, cellular component: membrane; mitochondrial inner membrane peptidase complex. The record is from RefSeq and is a predicted model, not a curated record. The transcript has 5 exons. Gene Ontology annotation, molecular function: serine-type endopeptidase activity. Bases 41 to 550 code for a protein of 169 amino acids.